Molecule: messenger RNA, 2173 nt
Organism: Cloeon dipterum
Lineage: Eukaryota; Metazoa; Arthropoda; Insecta; Ephemeroptera; Baetidae
Product: peroxisomal acyl-coenzyme A oxidase 3-like
Exons: 14
Coding region: 14-2059 (681 amino acids)
Biological process (GO): lipid homeostasis; fatty acid beta-oxidation using acyl-CoA oxidase
Cellular component (GO): peroxisome
Molecular function (GO): FAD binding; fatty acid binding; pristanoyl-CoA oxidase activity
Source: RefSeq, a predicted model, not a curated record
AAGACAUAUUAUCAUGGGUUCCCCUAAACCGCUUCUUCAAGAUUUUCCUCCUGGUCCUUUGGACGAGUAUCGAAAACAAGCUUCAUUCGACUGGAAGAAAUUGAAAAUCUUUAUUGAAGAAGAGGACAUACUCAGGUUUAAGCUGGAAGUAUGGGAGAGAAUGGAAAAUGAUCCACUUUUCCAGCAUCCCCCUGUUGCACUUACAACGGAGCAGAGCAGAGAACAAACAGUUAGAAGAAUGUACCAACUUCGAAAGUGGGAUGUCUUACCAUUUGACGUUUUGAUGCAAAAUCCAAUGAAGGCUUUUGCGUUGACGUCGGCUUUGAGCCAGAUGGACCCAUCCCUGAUGGUCAAAUUCGGUUUGACGUUUGCCUACUUCCAAACUGUGAUUUCUGGAAUGGGAUCGAAACGACACAACCACUUUUUGGAAUCCCUUGGAAGAAAUGAGAUCGGAGGCUGCUUUGCUUUGACUGAAAUCGCACACGGUACAAACACAAAGGGGAUGCGGACAACCGCGACCUUUGACCCCGCCACCAAUGAGUUUGUGCUGCACACUCCUGACUUUGAGGCCGCCAAAUGCUGGGUUGGAAAUCUAGGCAAAUGCGCCACUCACGCCAUUACUUAUGCAAACCUCAUCACGCCUGACGGAAAUAACAACGGACUCCACGCUUUUGUCGUUCCGGUCAGAAAUCCUAAAACUCUGAAAGCGUACCCGGGAGUGCUCGUCGGUGAUCUGGGCGAAAAAAGCGGACUGCAUGGUGUCGACAAUGGAUUUAUGAUUUUUGAUCAAUAUCGCAUUCCGCGCGAAAAUUUGCUCAACCGGACUGGAGAUGUGACAGAAAGUGGACAGUAUGUGUCGCCCUUCUCCGAUCCAAACAAGAGAUUUGGAGCCUCUUUGGGUGCUCUUUCAAGCGGCAGAGUCGGCAUCAUCGGGAUUUGUGCUGCUUAUCUCUGCAAGAGCAUUGUGAUUGCCGUGAGGUACUCGGCUGCUCGAAGGCAGUUUGGAGAUGCUGGCCAAGGCAAAGAAAUGGCAGUCAUCGAAUACCAGCUGCAGCAAUGCCGCCUCUUCCCUUACCUUGCCGCCGCCGUCGUGCUCAACCAAUUUACCGAUAACAUUGCGCGAAAGUACAUUGAGUUCCAGAUGGAAAUGAUGAUGGGAGGAGAUAAAAAUAGAAUCGCUGAUAUGGGUAUGGAAAUCCACGCUGUGUCAUCUGCUGGCAAGGCCCUUGCAGCUUGGACUGCGACCAGCGCCUCCCAGGAGUGCAGGGAGGCCUGCGGAGGACAUGGCUACUUGCGAGUGUCGAAUCUGGGGGAAAUUCGCAACGACGUUGACGCGAAUUGCACUUACGAGGGCGAAAACAACGUCCUCCAGCAACAGACGGCCAACUGGCUGCUCCAGAUUUGGGCCAAGAGGAGAGAGGGGUCAACUGGAAGCCCGUUCGGCUCUGUCGAUUUCCUCUCAAAUUGGGAGCGGAUUCUAAGAAGCAAAUUCAGCGCCAAGUCUAUCGAGGAGGCAGUUCGUCCUGAAGCUUUGCUGGGCGCCUACGAGUGGAUGAUUUGCUGGCUGGCUGAAGAAACUAGCACCUUCCUGAAGAAAAAUUCGAAAGACGCUUUCAUGGCUAAAAGCGAGUCGCAAAUGUUCAGAGCCAAAACGCUCUCCAUGGCAUUUAUUGAAUAUUACGCCUUGAAAUCUUUCUGGGAGUUUGUCCAAACGAGUGGGGAGUUUCAACCUGUUUUGACGACAGUGUGCUCCCUGUACGGUGCUUGGGCUUUGGAAAAACACCUGGCAACACUUUACCAAGGUGGCUUCGCAAGCACGCCCGACGCAGCGCGCCUCAUCAGGGACGGAUUGAUCAUGCUGUGUGCCAGGCUGAAACCGGACGCCGUCGCACUUGCCGACGUCUUGGCUCCCACUGACUUUGUGCUCAACUCCGCCCUCGGCCACUCAAAUGGAAAGAUUUACCAAAAUCUGCAGGCAGCCAUCCUACAGGGACCAAAGGUGAUGGAGAGGCCUGACUGGUGGCAAGUCGUUGCCCAGGCUUCCAAAGCUAAACUGUGAUUCUAUUGUGCUAUGAUUUGUUUCGUUUUGUUUGAAAUAUUUUAAAUCUAGGAAAUUCAUGGUGAUUAAAAUUUGUGAUAAAAAUUAAAAUUCUUAUAUUUUUACAUUUUAAAA